This is a messenger RNA of Perognathus longimembris pacificus (Pacific pocket mouse), 1620 nucleotides long. RefSeq names its product Ras related GTP binding A (gene Rraga). Gene Ontology annotation, molecular function: GTPase activity; GTP binding. The record is from RefSeq and is a predicted model, not a curated record. Lineage: Eukaryota; Metazoa; Chordata; Mammalia; Rodentia; Heteromyidae. Bases 269 to 1210 code for a protein of 313 amino acids. The transcript has a single exon. Gene Ontology annotation, cellular component: Gtr1-Gtr2 GTPase complex; lysosome; nucleus. Gene Ontology annotation, biological process: cellular response to starvation; regulation of autophagy; cellular response to amino acid stimulus.
UGCCGGGACGCGGUAGCUCGAUUCUUCAGAAGAGCAGCGCUCGUCCAGAACGAUUGCAGCGCUCUGCCCCACUCUACUCCGAGCGUUGUCUCCGGCCCGUCGCCGCGGCCUUUCCAGCCCCGGGCUCGCGCUACGGGCCUCCCCGGCGGCACAGCUACACCGCGCGGCGGACUCGUAGCCCUGCUGCGGAGCCGCCUCUCUGCUCCUUCGGUGCUGCAGUUAGGCCGCGCGACCUCAGGCCUCUGUCAGCGGCAGCCCCCGGCGGGUGAUGCCAAAUACAGCCAUGAAGAAAAAGGUGCUGUUGAUGGGGAAGAGCGGGUCGGGGAAGACCAGCAUGCGGUCGAUUAUCUUUGCAAAUUACAUUGCCCGCGACACCAGGCGCCUGGGCGCCACCAUUGACGUGGAGCACUCCCAUGUCCGAUUCUUGGGGAACCUGGUGCUGAACCUGUGGGACUGUGGUGGGCAGGACACCUUUAUGGAAAACUACUUCACCAGCCAGCGAGACAAUAUCUUCCGUAAUGUCGAGGUGUUGAUUUACGUGUUUGACGUGGAGAGCCGCGAACUGGAAAAGGACAUGCAUUAUUACCAGUCCUGCCUGGAGGCCAUCCUCCAGAACUCACCUGAUGCCAAAAUCUUCUGCCUGGUGCACAAAAUGGAUCUGGUUCAGGAGGAUCAGCGUGACCUGAUUUUUAAAGAGCGAGAGGAAGACCUGAGGCGUUUGUCCCGCCCACUGGAGUGCGCUUGUUUUCGAACGUCCAUCUGGGAUGAAACGCUCUACAAGGCCUGGUCCAGUAUUGUCUACCAGCUGAUCCCCAACGUUCAGCAGCUGGAGAUGAACCUAAGGAAUUUUGCCCAAAUUAUUGAGGCUGAUGAAGUUCUGCUGUUCGAGAGAGCUACGUUCCUGGUGAUUUCCCAUUACCAGUGCAAAGAGCAGCGUGAUGUCCACCGAUUUGAGAAGAUCAGCAACAUCAUUAAGCAGUUCAAGCUGAGCUGCAGUAAAUUGGCUGCUUCUUUCCAGAGCAUGGAAGUUAGGAAUUCUAACUUCGCAGCUUUCAUCGACAUCUUCACUUCAAACACAUAUGUGAUGGUUGUUAUGUCGGAUCCAUCCAUCCCUUCUGCAGCUACUCUGAUCAACAUUCGCAAUGCCAGGAAACACUUUGAGAAGCUGGAGAGAGUGGAUGGCCCCAAACACAGCCUUCUUAUGCGUUAAACACUGCCAAAUGCUCUCUAUGAAAAUGCUGUUACCUUUUUUUGCAUCUUUUUUUAGUAUUCAUGUGUGCUUAAAAGUGGGCUUUGAAAUGUGUGCUUCUUACUGCUUCCAUUUUUAUUCCCUAUUCUCUAGUCUUUAAACAAUGGACGUUAUUUACUCAGCUAUCUAUUAGUGCUUCAAGAUGGCCUUUUCUGAAAAGUUGGUAUGGUGUGACACUAAAGUAGGUGGUUUGUGUGUGUUCUGAUUACCUGGUUAUAGUAGAUUUGCACAUCAAAGCCUUUACCACUACCUUCCUGUAUUAUCAGAUUGCAAAGAUGCAAUGUUACUAUUUUAUCAGCAAAGUGUUAUAAUGCAUUUAUAAAUUCUUGGCUUCAAUCAUGAAUAAAGGUUUACUGAUUAGCAAUUUAAAA